GCUUAAGCCACUCUGGUUUUUAGACACAGAUUCAAACAGAGAUUCUUGUGCGGUGUGAACUUCACAAACAAAUAGCCAUGAGCAUGAAACUGUGUGCAAUGUUGGUCCUGCUGAUUGGGACUCUGUGUAUCAACUUGUCACAGGAGAAGCCGACUGCUGUUCUGAACCGGUGCAUGUGCAGAGGAGGAGCAACACAAAUCAACGUGAGAAACAUCAAGGGGCUGCAGCUUAUCCCCAUCCCAAACUGCCCACUCCAGCUCAUAGCCACCUUGAAGACUGGGAGGAAAAUUUGCCUUCAUUCCAAAUUUUUGAACCUUUGGAGAAAAAAGGUAAAUAGACAAUCCAAGAUGUGAACGAGAACACAAAAUAAAGCCAGCAGCCACCAGAUUGUGGGCAUUAGUGCAUGCUCACACUAACAAUGUCCCGCGCACUGUCAUAUUACUGCCACAUCGCCAGCCUGCCUUGACUGCUUUGCAAGACUCCACACCCAACCCUCUGUCUGUUACAUGCUGAAUCUAGCUAGCUGUAAAUGGUGCACGCACACAUACAUUUAUCAACAGUGCAGUUGACAUUUUUAAAUGGAGCACCUCCAAAUAUAUUUACUGCCGUCCAAUUCCAAGGCAAGCUCACGGGGCUAGAUGAUAUUGCUUAGAUAAAAUGUGACGGGAUCAGGGCAGCUAAUGGAUAACCCCUGGUCAGUGGCACCAAACACACUCCAGUGUGGCAUCAGCCCGUAGUGUUCUGCCUCCAAAACCCCAGGCAGAGAACAGUCCACUGAUGCUGCCACCAGUAUGUUUGGCACCACUAAGCCUUUAUUAUAGCAGCCUCCAGGGUACCUGCUGUCAAUCAUUGGUGAUUAGAGCAAAUUUCUUCUUUAAAUAAAUAUCCAGUUCUGGUCCACAAAAUUAAUAAAGUCAUGCAACUCCAGAUGUGGUGACUUCUGAGGAGGAUUCUGUCUGGCAGGUCUAAAACUGGGAAGAGAAACAGGAAUUCUUCCUUGCUUUUGUGAGGAAUCCCAUCUCACUGGCAGCAUCCAGUGGUGGGGUAAGCACUGCAAGGAGGCGUCAGCAUCCGAACUACACACUCAGCCAAGUGGUUACUCCAGUCCUCAGGUCACCCGUGCUGGGAGUUUAUUUCAGUGCUAAGUCCCUCAGAGCCAGUUGUCCACAUGGAUGGAUGGAGCCUUGGUCUUGGAUUUUGUCUGGAGCCACCGUCUGGUGGGUUCAUGAGGACCGCUCCAUGUUCAGUGACCACCUUGGUUUUCCCCUCUGCUGUGAAGUUCACAGUCAUUGCAUAGUGUCUCCCAGUUAUAGUUUGGCUCAGAUCAGGAGCUCACCAUCUGUGGCAGGCAUGAACCUUUGAACUACCACUCUGUAGCAUGGGUCAGAUCUAUUACUCAGUAGGAGGGACACCUUAGGUCAACAGCAUACAUUCUAACACUGCCCAAACCAGGCUUCAGCUCCAACCAGGCCUUUGGUUGGAAAGGCUGAAUGGUAUUGAUGGACUGAGUGAAUCUUGCUGUCCCUCCCACAAUGGGAGUCAUCACUCCAGACUUUAGACUGUAAUACAGACCCACAAUUGAUUGGCUACCUUUGUAAAGCACAAACGCUGAUGGAUGGAAACUAUUGUUUAAUUUGUUAACAGUCUUUAAAAUUGCCAUUGGAGUAUGUUAUGAGUCAUUAAUAGCUUAUUUUGUACAUAUUGGAAUUUACUAACUAUUUCUUCUGUCAUGUGCAAGGUUUUUAAAAGCAACCUGAAACUGGUUCAAUGGAAAUCUGAGAGAAAGCUUCUGAUUUUCUCAUAUGGUGCCUAAAAACCAUUGAUGUCUUUUUUUUUGUUGUGUCUUUCCACAUUAUUUCCCAUAAAAUGUGAAAAUUUAACAGGGAACUGUCUUCAAGAACCAACAUUUAACAAAUUUUCUCCUUGAAGGAAGAAGAAUUCCAACAACUUUGUCCAAGCAACAUGUAGCGCAUCUGAUGUGUUGACUGUUGUGUGUCAUUUCUCUGUAUAUUUGUAGAUGAAAUGUUAUUGCCUCUUUUUAAAGAAGAUGAAUAUAAUUGAAGCUAUCAUAUUCUACUAAUUGAAAGACAUUGACUACUCUUUUUUUAUACUGUUUCUUUGUAACAAGUUACAAUACUAUUUUACAGAAUAAACUUUUAAAAUAAUUCCUAAAA
Pristis pectinata (smalltooth sawfish) is the source of this 2174-nucleotide messenger RNA. RefSeq names its product stromal cell-derived factor 1-like. Gene Ontology annotation, biological process: chemokine-mediated signaling pathway; immune response. Gene Ontology annotation, molecular function: chemokine activity. Bases 78 to 353 code for a protein of 91 amino acids. The record is from RefSeq and is a predicted model, not a curated record. The transcript has 4 exons. Gene Ontology annotation, cellular component: extracellular region. NCBI's taxonomy places the organism in Eukaryota, Metazoa, Chordata, Chondrichthyes, Rhinopristiformes, Pristidae.